AUGAGAUAUGCAAUCAGAUUGAAUAUCCUAGUGAACCCUACUGGCAAGCCAGAUGCGUUUCGUGGCAUCGAUUGGGUUCUCGAGUAUGAUAAUCUGCUCACAAAGGAUAAACAUGGUGGCGAAGGCCCGAACUAUACAAGGGACCAUAUCAUCGCAGAAUCACCCAAUAUUCUUGUGUAUCAAAGCUGCACUCGCAAUGCGGAGUGCAACUACCAUUUGAAUGGAUUGACCUCGGCACAUGGCAGCAAGAACAUCGUGAAACCGCUGAGAGCGUUACAAGCUUACAUGCAGGUGCAUCACACAAAUAAAAUUUGUGCAGGGCGAGCAACUUGCUUCGACAUUCGAGACAUGAUUGAUAGGGGAAUCAAGUUACUUCUUAGUACAAGCAUCAACGAGGACACUGCAACACAUAGUGCAGAUAGAGAAAUAGAUCAGGAGCUGAGGGCUGAGGAUCUCAGUGUUGAGGAUGCUAUCUAGACAGAUCCACUCUGAUGUCAGCCAUAGAAGCGCGACACGGGUAUUGCAGCUAGGAGCAGAUUUGCUGCUAGAAUAAGUGUAUCUAUCAGUAUCAAUAAUAACUGAAGAAUGCCACCUGUUGGCAUACCUCGAUCGUGAUCAGAUGCAAUGAACAAAUGAUCAGAUGUCAAUGCAGCUACCACACUCAUUGAGUUGGAAUGAAUGUCUGC
Laetiporus sulphureus 93-53 is the source of this 686-nucleotide messenger RNA. RefSeq lists its product as uncharacterized. The record is from RefSeq and is a predicted model, not a curated record. NCBI's taxonomy places the organism in Eukaryota, Fungi, Basidiomycota, Agaricomycetes, Polyporales, Laetiporaceae. The transcript has 2 exons. Bases 1 to 477 code for a protein of 158 amino acids.